AUGAAGUAUUUCAAUUUUCGACGUGAAAACAGAAAAGCAGUUGAUGAAAACGAUGAAAUUAAUCGUGUAAUGCGACCAAUUAGUUUUCCUAAACAAAGAUUAUCACGUGCUGUUGAUUUACGUCCAUGGAUGACUCAUAUUGAAUAUCAACGAGACAUGAAUACUUGUUGUGCAAAUGCUUUUGCUGGUAUUUGUGAAUAUUUAAUAAAACGUGCAACUCGUCGUGAUAUUGAUAUAUCUCGUUUAUUCAUUUAUUAUAAUGGUCAAAUAAUUGGACAAAAAACACAUAAUGUUCGAGAUGAUGGAGUUUAUCAAAGAGAUAUUGCUUUAGGUUUAAGAAAAUAUGGACUUUGUCAAGAGAAAACUUGGCGUUAUGAAGUGUAUAAUUUAAAUAAAGAACCAUCAAGUAAAGCUUAUUUAGAAGCAAGUCGAUGGACUGUUAUUCCAUUAAGAAUUUUAUUUCAUAUAAAAGCCAUUGAAAUAUGUUUACAUAAUCAAAUUCCCGUACUUAUUGAUAUUAAAUUAAUUGAUCAAACACGAAGAAAUAUACAAAUUAAUCUUGGUUAUCUUAGUGUUCCAAGUGAAAACAAUGUUUUAAUUGAUGAAAGCAAUUUUCAUACUGUUGUUUUAGUUGGUUAUAAUCGAGAUAAAAAAUAUUUUAUUGGUCGAAAUUCUUGGGGAGCAGGUUGGGGUCAUGAAGGUUAUUUUUAUCUACCAUACGAUUAUUUAAAUGAUAAUCGUCUUGUUAAUUCUACUGAUGGAUUAUGGACAAUUCUCAAAAUUAUUAGACGAAAAUCUAAACUACCAACUUUACUUCAAUUUGCUGUAACAAGUUAUUAA
Rotaria socialis is the source of this 840-nucleotide messenger RNA. Lineage: Eukaryota; Metazoa; Rotifera; Eurotatoria; Philodinida; Philodinidae. The record is from the annotation of a GenBank genome assembly.